CCGUCUGCCUCUACAUGUUCUGUAAUGAUUAACUCCUUUUCUGCCUUCACGCUCUUCUCUUUCACUUCACAACGUCAACGUGCUUCUCAUUCUGGACACACAGGAAGAGACACAGGAACACACGCAGGAACACACGCAGGAAGAGACACAGGAAGAGACACAGGAAGAGACACAGGAAGAGACACAGGAAGAGACACAGGAACACACACAGGAAGAGACACAGGAACACACGCAGGAAGAGACACAGGAACACACGCAGGAAGAGACACGGGAACACACACAGGAAGAGACACAGGAACACACGCAGGAAGAGGCACAGGAACACACACAGGAAGAGACACAGGAAGAGACACAGGAAGAGACGCAGGAAGAGACACAGGAACACACACAGGAAGAGACACAGGAACACACGCAGGAAGAGGCACAGGAACACACACAGGAAGAGACACGGGAACACACACAGGAACACAUGCAGGACGAGACACGGGGAAUUAUAUCACCAGUAUGGAGGGAUGAUGACCUGGCUAGCGGCUCAACCACAACAUAAUUCAGGUUGUAAGAAGGUGACUAUCGGGUUUGAAUCCAUGACUCCGUGAUGAAUACACAUGUAGUUAUGAGAGACGGGCGAGUGCUGUCAAGGGCUGAGUUCUUGUCGUUGCUGAACACGUACAACUGUUUUCUGAAAGACAAGACCCAGCAGCAUCUUGUCUUCUAUGAGAGAGAUGGAGAGGUGGUGUUCGAGGGAUUCCUGAAUAUCUCCUGGGGAGUACGGCAGCCCAUCAGGCUCAAAAUACAGGAUGACAAACAUCAACCGAUCACCAGCCUACUGUCACCUGACCCAGUCAGUCCAGUCAGUCCUCAUGGACGCAAGAGGGGGAUGACACGAUGGGGGGAGUUUGAAGACCUCCAUCAGAUCAAUGAGACAGAGGAGACCAACAAGCAGCAUCCUGCAGAGGAGACCAGCAACCACACGACAGGGAGCUACAGGAGUUAUGAAAGCUGCACGCUGCGUCCCACCCCCACAAAGCAGAAGACGGAGGUGGAGGAGGAGCAGUCCAACCUGAUCCGCUGUAUGAGUGAUGCUUCCUUGGUGAAGAGGAGGGUGAAGAGGAGUCCCUCACAGAGAGAGAGGAACAGGCAACACUGCUUCUCCAUCAACGGACACUUCUAUAACUACAAGACGGCUAUAUUCACUCCAACCUAUGGAACAUCCACUAACGUCCGUAUCAACAGCAAAAUGACAACACAUCAGGUCAUAUCACAGCUCCUUCAGAAAUUCAAGAUAGAAAAUUAUCCUAAUGAGUUUGCCCUCUACUGUGUCCAUCAAAGUGGAGAGAAGAAGAAGCUGUCUGACUCAGAUCUGCCGCUGUGGGAGAGGCUUGUUCAGGGCCCAGCAGAGAACAUCAUGAAGAUUUUCCUCAUGGACAGAGAUGAAGAGGAAGUCAGCAACGAUGUGGCCCAGUACCUCAACCUGGAGCUGCCCAUCCUGGAGGGGGUUCUAGUGAAGCUGGAGGAAGAGGAGAACAGAGCGGUGCAGAGAAUCACCACCAAGUACAACCAGCAGCAAAUAAUCUUGUCUCAGCUUCUCAGCUCCAAGAUCACCAAGACCGAGACAGAGGUCUGAGGAGUGGACUUCACACACACUGGACUUCACACAACACAUACCAGAACAACAGCACACAGAAUACAUGAAGGGACAUAAUGUCCAGGGAAGAGGAUGUUCAAGAUUAAACUAAUAGCUGUGUCCCAAAUGGCACCCUAUUCCCUAUAUAGUGCACUAGUUUAGAUCAGAGCCCUAUUCCCUAUAUAGUGCACUACUUUAGAUCAGAGCCCUAUUCCCUAUAUAGUACACUACUUUAGACCAGAGCCCUAUUCCCUAUAUAGUGCACUACUUUAGACCAGAGCCCUAUUCCCUAUAUAGUGCACUACCUUAGACCAGGACGUUGCGCUGUAUAGGGAAUAGGGUGGCAUUUGGGACUCAGGCAUACUACAACAUAACUAAACCUGAAAGACUGCAGGAGGAAACAGAUGUCCAGGGAAGGUAUUGUUCAAUGUCAACCUGAAAGACUGCAGGAGGAAACAGAUGUCCAGGGAAGGUAUUGUUCAAUGUCAACCUGAAAGACUGCAGGAGGAAACAGAUGUCCAGGGAAGGUAUUGUUCAAUGUCAACCUGAAAGACUGCAGGAGGAAACAGAUGUCCAGGGAAGGAUUUGUUCAAUGUCAACCUGAAAGAUGAUGAUCAGUGAUGAACUGAAAGCAACAAGUAGAAAAAAGUUAAAUAUGGAAAUAUUUUUCAAUGAACCUGAUGCAUCUAAUAGCCCUCCACCUACACAGCUAAACUAGUAGUCAUCCCUCCACCUACACAGCUGAACUAGUAGUCAUCCCUCCACCUACACAGCUGAACUAGUAGUCAUCCCUCCACCUACACAGCUGAACUAGUAGUCAUCCCUCCACCUACACAGCUGAACUAGUAGUCAUCCCUCCACCUACACAGCUGAACUAGUAGUCAUCCCUCCACCUAGACAGCUGAACUGGUAGUCAUCCCUCCACCUAGACAGCUGAACUAGUAGUCAUCCCUCCACCUAGACAGCUGAACUAGUAGUCAUCCCUCUACCUAGACAGCUGAACUAGUAGUCAUCCCUCUACCUACACAGCUGAACUAGUAGUCAUCCCUCUACCUACACAGCUGAACUGGUAGUCAUCCCUCCACCAACAACGGUUGAAAUAGUAGUUAUCCCUCCACCUAGACAGCUGAACUAGUAGUUAUCCCUCCACCUACACAGCUGAACUAGUAGUCAUCCCUCUACCUACACAGCUGAACUGGUAGUCAUCCCUCCACCAACAACGGUUGAAAUAGUAGUUAUCCCUCCACCUAGACAGCUGAACUAGUAGUCAUCCCUCCACCUACACAGCUGAACUAGUAGUCAUCCCUUCAUCUACACAGCUGAACUGGUAGUCAUCCCUCCACCUACACAGCUGAACUAGUAGUCAUCCCUUCACUAAGACAGCUGAACUAGUAGUCAUCCCUCCACCUACACAGCUGAACUAGUAGUCAUCCCUUCACCUACACAGCUGAACUAGUAGUCAUCCCUCUACCUACACAGCUGAACUAGUAGUCAUCCCUCCACCUACACAGCUGAACUAGUAGUCAUCCCUCUACCUACACAGCUGAACUAGUAGUCAUCCCUCCACCUACACAGCUGAACUGGUAGUCAUCCCUCCACCAACAACGGUUGAACUAGUAGUCAUCCCUCCACCUACACAGCUGAAUUAGUAGUCAUCCCUUCAUCUACACAGCUGAACCUGUAGUCAUCCCUCCACCUAGACAGCUGAACUAGUAGUCAUCCCUCCACCUACACAGCUGAACUAGUAGUCAUCCCUCCACCUACACAGCUGAACUAAUAGUCAUCCCUCCACCUAGACAGCUGAACUAGUAGUCAUCCUUCCACCUAGACAGCUGAACUGGUAGUCAUCCCUCCACUAAGACAGCUGAACUAGUAGUCAUCCCUCCACCUACACAGCUGAACUAGUAGUCAUCCCUCCACCUACACAGCUGAACUAGUAGUCAUCCCUCCACCUACACAGCUGAACUAGUAGUCAUCCCUCCACCUACACAGCUGAACUAGUAGUCAUCCCUCCACCUAGACAGCUGAACUAGUAGUCAUCCCUCCACCUACACAGCUGAACUGGUAGUCAUCCCUCCACCUAGACAGCUGAACUAGUAGUCAUCCCUCCACCUACACAGCUGAACUAGUAGUCAUCCCUCCACCUACACAGCUGAACUAGUAGUCAUCCCUCCACCUACACAGCUGAACUGGUAGUCAUCCCUCCACCUAUACAGCUGAACUAGUAGUCAUCUCUCCAACCUACACAGCUGAACUAAUAGUCAUCCCUCCACCUACACAGCUGAACUAGUAGUCAUCCCUCCACCUACACAGCUGAACUAGUAGUCAUCCCUCCACCUACACAGCUGAACUAGUAGUCAUCCCUCCACCUAGACAGCUAACAGCUAGCUCCUGAAUGAGUUGUCAUCCCUCCACCUACACAGCUGAACUGGUAGUCAUCCCUCCACCUAGACAGCUGAACUGGUAGUCAUCCCUCCACCUAGACAGCUGAACUAGUAGCCAUCCCUCCACCUACACAGCUGAACUAGUAGUCAUCCCUCCACCUAGACAGCUGAACUAGUAGUCAUCCCUCCACUAAGACAGCUGAACUAGUAGUCAUCCCUCCACCUACACAGCUGAACUAGUAGUCAUCCCUCCACCUAGACAGCUGAACUAGUAGUCAUCCCACCACCUACACAGCUGAACUAGUAGUCAUCCCUCCACCUAGACAGCUGAACUAAUAGUCAUCCCUCCACCUAGACAGCUGAACUAGUAGUCAUCCCUCCACCUAGACAGCUGAACUAGUAGUCAUCCCUUCACCUAGACAGCUAACAGCUAGCUCCUGAAUGAGUUGUCAUCCCUCCACCUACACAGCUGAACUGGUAGUCAUCCCUCCACCUAGACAGCUGAACUAGUAGUCAUCCCUCCACCUACACAGCUGAACUAGUAGUCAUCCCUCCACCUACACAGCUGAACUAGUAGUCAUCCCUCCACCUAGACAGCUAACAGCUAGCUCCUGAAUGAGUUGUCAUCCCACCUAGACAGCUAACUCCUGUUUCUGUAAUAGAGGCGUGACAACACAACAAAUAAAUGCUAGCUAGCUGCCAGUUUGUACACUGGUUUGUUACUGUUGAAUCAUGAAGUGAUUCAGUCAUUUUUCAAGAACACGCGGCUAGCUAACUAACUGGCUAGUGGAGGUGUUUUGAUCACUAACAUCAUGGCUGGAAUGUACUUUUGACCAAUCAGAUUACUUGUCCCAGACUAACUGUUUAAUAAGCCCUAUAAAGUGAUUGUCUGAUCAUAGCAAAGAUUAUAAUUACCCAAGAUUGGCCAGCGGCGUCAUUGACAUUGGGAGGUUCCUCCAGAUGUUUUUCUGGAGGUCGUACAUAUAUUUUCAGCUUCCUGUGAUUACAGGAUGUGACUUAACUGGGGGUCAUAGGGGUGGUUUUGAAGAGUUUAAAAUAUUUGUGACCAGGGGACAGUUUUGACCCGACAUAUGCAGUCUGAAUUCAAUCUGCCCAAAAAGGAUUGGUCCUAAUUGUCUUACAGUACCAGAGGCGUCUAUACUGUAUGUCCCCACCACCUUCUUCAAAAUAGUUUCCAUUCUUAACCAAAAUCCUGGAGAAAUUGGUUUUCAUACAGCUGAAUGAUUUUUAAAGUGCCAACUGUAUUUUUGACAAAUACCAAUCUGGUUUUGCAGCCCACCACAGCACAGAGACAGCCUUAGUUAGCGGCAAAUGAUCCUAGAGCCAAAACAGAUGCCAAACAGCUCUAUGUCCAUUAGCUCUUGUAUUUACAUGGCGCAUUCCUCACUGUUGACCAUGAUGUCCUUCUGGACAGACCGGAGAGGUGGUUUGGACUCUCCAGUACAGAGGUGGGUUGGACUCUCCAGUACAGAGGUGGGUUGGACUCUCCAGUACAGAGGUGGGUUUAGCACCUUGUGUACCGGUCAAUAAUUUUUCGUCAACCUUGGUGAACAUAACUCAGAGAAUAUACAAACUGUGUUAGUGAUUUAAAUACUUGAAUGGCUCAACUUCCUACAGCUAAAUCAAGACAGGUAAUUGUUGUUGUAGACAAAGCACAGAGAGAAUCUCAACGCACAUUUUAAUUCACAGGCAAUAAAGACAAAACACCAGUUAAAAAAACUAGCUGUUAUUUUAGAUUCUGAACUCUGUUUUGAAUCACACUUUAGGAAUGUGACCAAACUAGCUUUUUACCACCUGAGGAACAUUGCCAAGGUGCAGCCGUUUCUCUCUCAGGCUGAUACAGAGAGACUCAUCCAUGCUUUUAUUACAAGCAGGCUUGACUACUGUAAUGCUCUCCUGUCUGGUCUACUCAAGAAAGCCAUUGGUCAACUGCAAAACAUACAGAAUGCUGCAGCGCGGGUACUGACCAAGACUAGACGGAGAGAACACAUUACACCAGUUAGGUCUCUGUACUGUAAAACAUACAGAAUGCUGCAGCGCGGGUACUGACUAGAAGGAGAGAACACAUUACACCAGUUAGGUCUCUGUACUGUAAAACAUACAGAAUGCUGCAGCGCGGGUACUGACCAAGACUAGACGGAGGGAACACAUUACACCAGUUAGGUCUCUGUACUGUAAAACAUACAGAAUGCUGCAUCGAGGGUACUGACCAAGACUAGACGGAGAGAACACAUUACACCAGUUAGGUCUUUGUACUGUAAAACAUACAGAAUGCUGCAGCGCGGGUACUGACCAAGACUAGACGGAGAGAACACAUUACACCAGUUAGGUCUCUGUACUGUAAAACAUACAGAAUGCUGCAGCGCGGGUACUGACUAGAAGGAGAGAACACAUUACACCAGUUAGGUCUCUGUACUGUAAAACAUACAGAAUGCUGCAUCGAGGGUACUGACCAAGACUAGACGGAGAGAACACAUUACACCAGUUAGGUCUUUGUACUGUAAAACAUACAGAAUGCUGCAGCGCGGGUACUGACCAAGACUAGACGGAGAGAACACAUUACACCAGUUAGGUCUCUGUACUGUAAAACAUACAGAAUGCUGCAGCGCGGGUACUGACUAGAAGGAGAGAACACAUUACACCAGUUAGGUCUCUGUACUGUAAAACAUACAGAAUGCUGCAGCGCGGGUACUGACCAAGACUAGACGGAGAGAACACAUUACACCAGUUCUCUGCACUGGCUGCCUGUGAGUUUUAGAAUUAAUUUAAAGAUUAUUCUAACCCCAAUACACACAUGCACUUAAGUUAUGUACCCAGUAGGUCCCUCAGGUCCUCUGGUACUGGCCUUUUAACUAUCCCAAAGCCUCGGACCAAGAGACAAGGAGAGGCAGCCUUUAGUUAUUAUGCCCUCAGUCUCUGGAAUAGUCUGCCAGAGAACCUGAGGGGGACCAAGAGGCAUGGAGAGGCAGCCUUUAGUUAUUAUGCCCCCAGCCUCUGGAAUAGACUGCCAGAGAACCUGAGGGGGACCAAGAGGCAUGGAGAGGCAGCCUUUAGUUACUAUGCCCCCACCCUCUGGAAUAGACUGCCAGAGAACCUGAGGGGGACCAAGAGGCAUGGAGAGGCAGCCUUUAGUUACUAUGCCCCCACCCUCUGGAAUAGACUGCCAGAGAACCUGAGGGGGACCAAGAGGCAUGGAGAGGCAGCCUUUAGUUACUAUGCCCCCACCCUCUGGAAUAGACUGCCAGAGAACCUGAGGGGGACCAAGAGGCAUGGAGAGGCAGCCUUUAGUUACUAUGCCCCCACCCUCUGGAAUAGACUGCCAGAGAACCUGAGGGGGACCAAGAGGCAUGGAGAGGCAGCCUUUAGUUACUAUGCCCCCAGCCUCUGGAAUAGAAUGCCAGAGAACCUGAGGGGGACCAAGAGACAAGGAGAGGCAGCCUUUAGUUACUAUGCCCCCACCCUCUGGAAUAGACUGCCAGAGAACCUGAGGGGGACCAAGAGGCAUGGAGAGGCAGCCUUUAGUUACUAUGCCCCCACCCUCUGGAAUAGUCUGCCACUGUGGAUAUUUUUAAAAGAGAUCAAAACACACAAUUUUAGCUUUGAUUUUCCUUAGGGUGAUUUUUGAGUCGUUCAGGUUGUAUUGUUAUUCUUUAGUUGUUUUAAAUAGCACAUUGUGUUGCAUUCCACGUCUGAAAUGUGCUGUAUAAAUAAAGUUUGAUUAGAUUUGA
Oncorhynchus nerka (sockeye salmon) is the source of this 7757-nucleotide messenger RNA. It is a transcript of the gene rassf6, whose product is annotated as Ras association domain family member 6. The transcript is spliced from 11 exons. NCBI's taxonomy places the organism in Eukaryota, Metazoa, Chordata, Actinopteri, Salmoniformes, Salmonidae. The coding region runs from base 596 to 1624 and encodes 342 amino acids. Gene Ontology annotation, biological process: signal transduction. The record is from RefSeq and is a predicted model, not a curated record.